Oikopleura dioica is the source of this 2133-nucleotide messenger RNA. The record is from the annotation of a GenBank genome assembly. NCBI's taxonomy places the organism in Eukaryota, Metazoa, Chordata, Appendicularia, Copelata, Oikopleuridae.
AUGGUCUCGCUCGCUGACAGAAUCAAGAAAAUUGAUGAAGAAAAUACCGAGUUGAAUCUUGAUGGCUUGCAGAAGCCUGAUCUUUCAUUGCUCAAAGAAAAAGCAGACAUAAUUACAGAGCUUAGCUUGAACGCCUGCAAAAUCAACAACUUGUCUUCUCUGCCCACCAUGCCCGGCCUUUACAAGCUCCAGCUCAACGACAAUAGCCUGACUGACAUAAGCGAAUUGGCAGCCAAAUGCCCUGGCCUGAUGGAAUUAUCUGUCUCGGGCAAUAAGAAAAUCGCAUCAGUCGACCAAUUAAAGCCACUCGCACAGCUCAAGACCCUGUUGAAAAUUGAACUCGAAGGAUGCGAUAUUGCUGAAGAGGAGGAAUAUAGAAAGCCUGUUUUUGCUGCCAUAGCUACACUUGCCAAUGUUGACGGAUUUGAUAAAAGAGGAGUUGAAAUACCAGAUGACGACGAUGAAGACGAAGAAGAGGAGGACGAGUCCGAAGAAGAAGUUUCUGCUGGAGUUUCUGGCACUCUAGCUUCGCUCUACAACGCUGACUUGCCAUCAGAAGACGACGAGGAUGGCGAUUACGACUCCAACGAAGAGCCAGAAGGCUCGGACGGAGAUGAUGACGAGGACUCGCAAGAUGAGAUUAUCCAGCCAACGGAGGGUAAUGACGAGGGAGCCGGCUCAUCUGGCGAUAAAAUCAAGAGCCGAAUAAAGCCAAAGAAAGAACAGAAGCAGAGCUCCCUUUUCAGCGCUCUUUGCGAUCAAAAUCGAAGAUACGAGCCGGAGAAAGAAACCGAUGCAGACGAUGAUUGGCGUCAAUUUCUGGCGGACCCGACUUUCCGCGAUCCACCAUCACAGGCCCGCUCACAGCUGACUUCGCAUACUUCACCGCGCGAGUGCUACUCGCAGCAGUGGAGUUCCAAUCGAUGGAGCACACGUACAUCGGGCUGCUCCUCGCUCCAUUCUUCAGAAUACGCGAUUGAUUUCGAUGGAAUUCACCUGGACGACCAUUCGAGCUUCGAUGAUAGCAACAGUGGCUUCAUCCUUUGCGAUACUCCUGAAGGAUCGAUUACGACGCAUCCUGAUUAUUUGGAUACAUAUUCUGAAAAUGGUGGGAGAAAUCAACGCCACUAUCGAAUGCCUAAUCGGCCAUCAUACCACUCCGCCGACACUCUUUCAGAUAUCGUCCCUCGAUCUGUUCGCCCUUCUUUGCCUUACAAUCCAUAUUCCAGAGCACGAGUUCGUACUUCAACUCUUCAUUCCACCCCUUCCUUAUCGUGCCCUUGCCCUUCUGAACCCGUUAUCCCCGAGCAGCCGCAAGUCCAACCAGCGCAGGCGCAGAAUUCCCUUCGAAAUUCGUCGAAAAUCCACGAAAAAUGGCACCAGCUGUCCGACGAAGAACGCAAGAAAUACCUAGAAGAUCUGAUCCAGUCACUAUCAAUCAACGAUCAGCUUCAUAUUAUCCGAAUGAUUGCCCCUGCUACUGAUCUGCAGCAGUCUGACUUUCAGCAAACUACUAGUAAUCAACCGCAGACAUCCCAUCACCAACCACAUCCUGUACAGAGCUCAGAGACAUGGAAUCUACAGUUGAAAAGUUGCGAUGCUGGCAAAAUAUCAGAGGUCGAGCAAUACGUCGCUCAAUGCAACGUCCCACAAGGCUACAUGCCAAGCACGACCCAAUAUCCCCAGCAACAACAAGUUCCAGUUCAAAUGGCUCCGAAUCAAACUUACUCUCAUGAUACCAUGAGUUACACAAAUCUGCAGCAGCCAAUGCACAAUUGCACCAGCCAUCAACAACCACCCCUGAACCACCAAAAUUCAUGUCCAAGUGUGUCCCAACAGUUCUCCGUCCCAGCCCCGCCCCAACCAAUGGCGCAGCUGAGACGAUCGAAUUCUGAUCCCAAUUUGGCGGAUCAGAUUCGCCAUAUUCAAGCUAAAAAGAAGCGAGAAGACAAACAAAAACAACGCCAUAUUUACCGCUGGUUGAAUUCUCAGACGACGCUUCGCGAUAGGCGCAAGCGCAAAUUGCUCCAAGAGCGUUCUCUCCCACAGCUGUUUUCACAGCAGGAAGUCGUCGAAGUGACGUCCGAUCCCACGAUCGACGAGCAAAACGAAGAAAUCGACGUUUGCGAGUAA